AUGAGGCAAUGCCAGGCUUUAGUGGUCAAAAAGCCUAUUACGUCAGUCAUGGAACGCCAACACCUUAACGUGCUCCUGUCCCGCCGAUCAGUUGUUGUCAACAACGAGUGCCAGCCGAAGCCUGAUUGCGGCGAGGAUGCUAUCCCAAACGCGACUGGCCAGUGCGAAUGCAAGAUCUUGGGCGCCCUCAACUGCGGCGACGAGGCUGACCUGGAGAAUGGCAACUGUGUGUGCAAGGUUGAGGGCCAGUCAUGGAACGCCGACACAUCAACGUGCUCCUGUCCCGCCGAUGAGGUCGUUGUCAACAGCCGAUGCGAGCCCCAGCUUAAUUGCGGCAAGGAUUCCUUUGCCGAUGAGAGCGGCCAGUGCGAAUGCAACGUAAGCGGCGCUCUGUUCACCCAGCAGACCAUGGCGUGUAACUGCCCCUGGGGGAAGACUCCCGUAGACGGCAAAUGCCAGCUCGACUGCGGGCCCGAGGCCACUCUCGACAACGGCCACUGUAUCUGCAACAUCGUUGUCGACGGAAACUGCCAGCUACUUGGCUGCGGAACCGCGGCCUAUGCCAAGGACGGCAGGUGCGAAGUGGACUGCGGUCCCGAUGCGACCUUGAAGAACUGGCAGUGCGUCUGCAAGAUCAAGGGACGGACGUGGAACGCCAACACCCUGAAGUGCACUUGCUCUUCUAGGAGGAAGGCGACCAAGACCAGGUGA
Messenger RNA from Clonostachys rhizophaga, 711 nucleotides. Lineage: Eukaryota; Fungi; Ascomycota; Sordariomycetes; Hypocreales; Bionectriaceae. The record is from the annotation of a GenBank genome assembly.